Messenger RNA from Gaeumannomyces tritici R3-111a-1, 1883 nucleotides. RefSeq lists its product as hypothetical. NCBI's taxonomy places the organism in Eukaryota, Fungi, Ascomycota, Sordariomycetes, Magnaporthales, Magnaporthaceae. The record is from RefSeq and is a predicted model, not a curated record. Gene Ontology annotation, molecular function: protein binding. The transcript has 3 exons. The coding region runs from base 894 to 1607 and encodes 237 amino acids.
AUUGCGACCCCUCUAAUAGCCGCGAUACUAACUCCCCAGAGUGGAGGGGGAGCCUCCGGUCAGCACACCUGACGAACAAAGGAAAGCGCUGCAAACGCCGUCCUAAACACUUGCUCCUGCCUGCCUUCGGAAGACCUCCUGCUGCUUAAACAUCACACAAGCUUCACUCGAUCCCCAUCGUAACCUAUCGCUACCUUGCACUUGCAACUCGAGAGCUAGACAGCGCCAGACGACUGACCCGACUCUCUCGGCGGCCCUUAAUACUCGUGCUCUCGCCAUCUCCACCCGAGCUCGGCACUCAACCCGGCACGAACGGUUCCGCCAACAGCUGACGUCUGGUCUGAUAGGUGGGUAGGUCGACAGGAAAGCCAGAGGCUACCACUUCUUCGCCCGACCCGCCUUGCACCUUAGCCCACGACGCCAGUGCCCCUAGCCGUCAAUCUGACAAGUUUGCCUGGGAACGCCCGACCAAACAGGCCAUAGCCGCGACACACUGCCGCGCUUUCUGCAAAGAGCCUCCCCGCCGCCCACCCUGUGCUCUUCUCAAGACCCGACAAGGUGACACCACUCCUCGAAGUCUCCUUUGAGCACCCGACUGUGUCCCGCCUCAGUAACCCGGUGUCCGACGCUCGCUCCCGAUAUCCCUCCCCCUACGAUAUAACCCUCGGUUGGGCCGCCUGUAGCCCAGCAUCGAGGUAGUCAGGGGAGCCCUCCGCUGCCCUCCGGUAGCUACAGCUCUGCGAUCUCGAGGCGUCCGCCUUUCACGAGGCUCGAGGUCACACUACUGCUGCUACUCCGGCCGGUCGGGACCCGAAACCGACCCUUGGCAGGCGUUUGCUGCCGCUUGAAGAAACGAGCUCUCUGCCAGCCAGGUCAAAACACCCGCCGCAGUCAUGAGUUCCUCGCGUCUGCGGCGGAUUGCCAAGGAGCUGCAGGACAUCCAGGCCGACGCCGAAAAGUCGCAGAUUAUGGUUGUACCCAUCAACGAGCAGGAGAUCACACAUCUCAAGGGCACCUUCCCCGCACCCCCGGACACGCCAUAUACCGGGGGCACUUACACUGUGGAUAUUGUGAUUCCGGACACGUACCCCUUCAAGUCCCCCAUCAUGAAGUUCGAUACGAAAAUCUGGCACCCAAACAUCAGCAGCCAGACGGGCGCGAUCUGCCUUGACACGCUAGGUAGCGGCUGGUCGCCUGUCGGCACGAUCAAGAUGGCCCUUCUGUCGCUGCGCAUGUUGCUCGAGUCUCCCAACCCCAAGGACCCGCAAGACGCCGAGGUUGCCAAGAUGUUGAUGGAGGAUCCCGAGUACUUCAAGCUUGUCGCGCACGACUGGGCCGUCAAGUUUGCCGGAGCUCCUCGUACACAACCCCCACCUGAGCAGCACCAGAGGAAAGCCCUCAAGCAAUUCAAGCAGCCCGACGACCCUCUCAAGUAUCAAGGGUACAACAGAGAGCUCAUCAACCGCUUUGUCAACAUGGGAUUCGAGCUCGAGAAGGUUGUCGAGGCUUUCGUCUACGUGGGGAUCGACCGGAACGGUGGUGAGGACUACGAACUCGAAGAGGCCUACAUGGGCGAUAUUACCGCCCGGCUCCUUGGCGAGCAGUAAUCUAGAGGGCGCAGCGGACAUGCCGAGAUGAUAAAACGCGGGCAACGCAUCAUAUUUACCAGUCCUCAUGGUUCCUAAGCAUGGAAUAGGAAAAGUACUUGGGCAAGUCGGUCGGCGUGAAUAGUGUGCGAUGGUGACACCAGCGGGGUUCCAGUUCCGCACUGCAUGGAGAUGACAAGGGGUGUUUCGGCAUACAAAUUCGGAGUUUUUCGGAUAGCCCGUUUGCGUUUGGUUAUAAUCUAUUGGUUUUCUCCUUGCCUGGCCUUACCACUCUAG